AUGUCCGACUGGUGGCGCCACAUCACCACGAAUCUGCUCGUAUCAAGGGAAUACUUCGCAGAAGCCAGAGAAGUACUCCUUCGGACCGCAACAGCGACUAUCAGGUCAUGUUAUUGCGCUGCAGCCAUCUACUCGCCUUACACUACGACAGAUUUUCGACAGCUGAGAUUUCUGGCAAUCCCGACAUCCUUUUAUACUAAGAGCUCUGAUAGUGUUGCAGAACUUUUGGGCCACAUGCCAAGUCUGCUAUGUGUCACGAUCAACCUUUUCAAAUAUCUCGAAAUCGGUAAACCUUUCGAGACUUCUAUCGCUCCCGCCGGAGAUCAUGGCGACACUGCGCGUACAACACGUGUGACCGAGGACGCGAGAAAGCAGUUUACCACGAUGUACCAGCAAUAUCUUCUCAAGCAAUUCCGCGGUUUGCCCACCCCAGGCCAAUCUCCUCUAGAAGUAGCUGGUGUUCUAAGGGCCGAGAUGCAGCGGCAUCAAGCUUUCAAGAUUCUUCUCAAGACAAAGAUUACUCGAUUCUGUCAGGAGACUCGGUCUCAGGAAUUCACUCUGUCCGCGGACGAGUCACUCUUCGGAUGGUGGACCUCCACGCCCGACCCUGCGGCGUCGCGUUGCACUGGCGAAGCUAAUGAAGAGCAGGAAGCGACUCUGGACCUGUCGAGCCUGAUCGCGACCUUGGUCGAGUUUCAGGAUACUUUGACUGAGAGCGGACUGGUCCGCGAAGCGGAAUUCAAGGUGGCGCAGUCGACGCUCGAGAUGGUAGUCAAGGACACCAUUCGUGGUGUAGCAAAGACCUGA
Messenger RNA from Cyphellophora attinorum, 807 nucleotides. RefSeq lists its product as uncharacterized. Lineage: Eukaryota; Fungi; Ascomycota; Eurotiomycetes; Chaetothyriales; Cyphellophoraceae. The coding region runs from base 1 to 807 and encodes 268 amino acids. The transcript has 2 exons. The record is from RefSeq and is a predicted model, not a curated record.